Oryza brachyantha (malo sina) is the source of this 5957-nucleotide messenger RNA. RefSeq names its product probable leucine-rich repeat receptor-like protein kinase At5g63930. Lineage: Eukaryota; Viridiplantae; Streptophyta; Magnoliopsida; Poales; Poaceae. Gene Ontology annotation, molecular function: protein kinase activity; ATP binding; receptor serine/threonine kinase binding. Gene Ontology annotation, biological process: protein phosphorylation. The record is from RefSeq and is a predicted model, not a curated record.
GUCGUCGAGAUGCGGCAGCUCAUGAGGUCGUAGAGGGAGGUUCGGGCUCUGGUUCCACCGCGAGCAUUGUGAGCGGAUGAUGGGCUCUGCGGCUGCUCACACGCCAUGGGCUCUGCAGCUCGGUGUGGUGCUGACCUUCCUGCUGGCCACUGGCUCCCAGGGGCUGAACCAUGAGGGCUGGCUUCUCCUGACGCUGAAGAAGCAGAUGGUUGAUACCUUCCACCACCUUGACGACUGGAGCCCGGGGGAUCCAUCGCCGUGCGGGUGGAAGGGUGUCAACUGCUCGUCGGGGUCCAAGCCGGCGGUGGUGUCCCUCAACCUCAGCAACAUGAACCUGUCGGGCACCGUCGACCCGGGCAUUGGUGAUCUGGCAGAGCUGACUUACCUUGAUCUGUCAUUCAAUGGGCUGUCUGGUACUAUCCCUGCAGAGAUUGGGAAUUGCUCGAAGUUGGUGGGGCUCUACUUGAACAACAACUACUUUCAGGGCACGAUCCCUCCCGAGCUCGGGAAGCUAGCUAUGCUGACCACAUUCAACCUGUGCAACAACAAGCUCCUUGGCGCAAUACCUGAUGAGAUUGGUAACAUGGCAUCACUUGAGGACCUGGUAGGGUACAGCAAUAACCUCUCCGGUUCUAUACCCCGUUCUAUCGGUAGGCUCAAGAACCUGAGAACGGUCCGGUUAGGUCAGAAUGCGAUAUCUGGUAACAUUCCUGUGGAGAUAGGUGAAUGCCUCAACCUGACAGUGUUUGGUCUUGCACAAAACAAGUUAGGAGGGCCAUUGCCUAAGGAGAUUGGGAAACUGAGUCUCAUGACAGACUUGAUAUUGUGGGGAAAUCUUCUUUCUGGUGUGAUUCCCCCCGAGAUUGGAAACUGCAUAAAUCUUAGGACAAUUGCCCUCUAUGACAAUAAUCUAGUUGGUUCUAUUCCUUCAACAAUUGGGAAAAUCCAGAACCUUCAGAGGCUGUACCUCUACAGGAAUUUAUUAAAUGGUACAAUUCCAUCAGAAAUUGGGAAUCUUUCUCUUGCAGAAGAGAUUGACUUUUCAGAGAAUGCUUUAACUGGUGGUAUACCAAAGGAAUUUGGCAACAUUCCACGAUUGUAUUUACUCUAUCUCUUCCAAAACCAACUCACUGGGCCUAUUCCUACGGAGUUGUGUGUAUUGAAGAACCUGAGUAAGCUUGAUCUUUCGAUCAAUACACUCAGUGGCCCAAUUCCAGGCUGUUUUCAGUACAUGAGCAAGCUAAUUCAAUUGCAACUCUUCAACAAUAUGCUGUCAGGUGACAUACCUCCAAGAUUUGGUAUCUAUAGCCGACUUUGGGUGGUGGAUUUCUCAAACAACAAUAUAACUGGGUUGAUACCUCGAGACCUUUGCAGGCAAUCGAACCUUAUUUUGUUGAAUCUGGGGUCUAACAAACUGAUUGGGAAUAUUCCCCAUGGAAUCACCAGUUGUAAGUCCUUGGUGCAGCUUCGUCUCGCUGAUAACAGUCUGACAGGAAGCUUCCCAACUGAUCUCUGCAAUCUGGUGAAUUUGACAACAAUUGAGCUAGGUCGAAACAAGUUCAGUGGGCCUAUUCCUCCUCAGAUAGGCAAUUGCAAGGCUCUUCAAAGGCUUGACCUAACAAACAAUUACUUCACAUCAGAGUUGCCCCAAGAAAUAGGUAAUCUGUCAAAGCUUGUUGUCUUCAAUAUUUCAUCCAAUAGACUAGGAGGAAGCAUACCAUUGGAAAUUUUCAAUUGCACUAUGUUGCAGCGUCUAGAUCUCAGCCAAAAUAGUUUCGAAGGUUCAUUGCCAAAUGAAGUUGGCAGGCUUCCUCAGCUGGAGCUGCUAUCAUUUGCUGACAAUAGGCUCUCUGGGCAGAUACCACCUAUUCUUGGUAAACUUUCACAUUUGACAGCUCUACAGAUUGGUGGCAAUCGAUUCUCUGGUGGAAUACCAAAGGAGCUCGGACUGCUCUCAAGCCUGCAGAUCGCCAUGAAUUUGAGUUAUAACAAUCUUUCCGGCAACAUACCAUCAGAGCUUGGUAAUCUUGCCUUAUUAGAAAAUUUGUUUCUCAAUAAUAACAAAUUGACUGGUGAAAUCCCAGAUACUUUUGCAAAUCUGUCCAGUUUGCUUGAGUUCAAUGUCUCCUACAAUAAUCUCACUGGUGCUCUCCCCACUAUACCGCUGUUUGAUAACAUGGCUGCAACCAGCUUUCUGGGAAACAAAGGGUUAUGUGGCGGACAACUUGGCAAGUGUGGGUCUGAGUCAGUGUCUUCUUCCCAGUCAUCCCAUUCAGGUAGUCCCCCUUUGGGCAAGGUCAUAGCCAUCGUUGCUGCUAUUAUUGGAGGAAUUUCACUUAUUCUUAUUGGUAUAAUCGUGUACCAUAUGAGAAAACCACUAGAAACAGUAGCUCCUUUGCAAGACAAGCAAAUGUUUUCUGCUGCGUCUAACAUGCAGGUUGCCACCAAGGAUGCAUAUACAUUUCAGGAAUUAGUUUCUGCUACAAAUAAUUUUGACGAGAGUUGUGUCAUUGGAAGGGGUGCUUGUGGAACAGUGUACAGAGCCAUCUUGAAGGCUGGACAGACAAUUGCUGUAAAGAAGUUGGCUUCUAACAGAGAAGGAAGCAACACAGACAACAGUUUCCGUGCAGAGAUCCUUACUCUAGGAAAGAUAAGGCAUCGAAAUAUUGUGAAGCUAUAUGGGUUCAUCUAUCACCAGGGUUCCAACCUUCUGUUGUAUGAAUACAUGCCAAGAGGAAGCCUUGGGGAGUUACUUCAUGGGCAAUCUUCUUCACUUGAUUGGGAGACACGCUUCAUGAUAGCCCUAGGGGCAGCUGAAGGGCUUUCUUACUUGCAUCACGAUUGCAAACCUCGCAUCAUACACCGUGACAUAAAAUCUAACAACAUUUUACUUGAUGAGAACUUUGAAGCACAUGUUGGUGAUUUUGGAUUGGCAAAGGUGAUAGACAUGCCAUACUCAAAGUCAAUGUCUGCGAUUGCUGGUUCAUAUGGAUAUAUAGCACCGGAAUAUGCAUACACCAUGAAGGUUACUGAAAAAAGUGAUAUAUACAGCUACGGUGUCGUGCUGCUGGAGCUGCUAACCGGACGUGCCCCUGUACAACCAUUAGAAUUGGGAGGUGAUCUGGUAACUUGGGUGAAGAAUUACAUCAGGGACAAUUCUUUGGGUCCAGGCAUUCUUGAUAAUAAUCUGGAUUUAGAAGACAAAACAUCUGUCGAUCAUAUGAUUGAGGUCUUGAAAAUUGCAUUGCUAUGUACUAAUAUGUCUCCAUAUGACAGACCACCGAUGCGGCAUGUUGUAGUUAUGUUAAGUGAGUCUAAAGAUAGGGCCAGGAUGAGCUCUUCAUCCUCACCUGCUUCUGAUCAUUCUUCAAAGAAGGAUAACUCAUAUAAAUCAAAUUCAAGACAGAUGAAGAUAAAUCAAAUUCAAGACAAAGAUGAAGAUGAACAUGUUCUUCAGAGUGUCGGGGAUGUGCCAGUCAUCCCGCGCGUCAGCGUUUGUUCAGCGGCAGCGCGGGAGCCGCAUCACUCUCAGCGUCCACUUCCACCGAACCGAAGACCCUGGCGUCGUCCACGGUCCACAUCCACCAUGGCGGGAGAGGAGGCGAGGAACCUGCACGUCGUGCUCUUCCCCUUCCUCGCGCACGGCCACAUCCCGGCGUUCCUCCGCCUCGCCGGCCACCUCCAGGCGCUCCGCCCGGGCCUCGACGUCACCCUCGUCUCCACCCCACGCCUCCUCGGCUCCCUCUGCCCCCCGGGAGCCACCUCCCCUCCUGUCCAGCUCCACGCGCUCCCCUUCACGCCCGCCGAUCACGGCCUGCCCGAUGGCGCCGAGUCCCUCGCCGACCUCCACGUCCAUCAGUUCAUCACCUUCUUCCAGGCCUCGGAGUCCCUCCGCCCGGCCUUCGAUGGCUUCGUCGCUGGCAUCGCGUCCCCAGUCUGCAUCAUCGCCGACGCCUUCUUCGCGUGGACGGCCGACGUCGCGCGCGCGCGGGGGGCGUCCCACGCCGUGUUCCUCCCCGGAGGCGCCUUCGGUAACGCCGUCUUCUUCUCCGUGUGGGAGCACCUCCCGCACACACUCACGGCCGGCGACGAGUUCCCACUGCUCGACUUCCCUGACGUCGUCCUCCACCGCACCCAGCUCCCACGGUUCAUGCUCGCCGCGACGGGGACGGACCCCUGGACGGCCUUCUUCCGGCGGGUGAUCGCGUCCUGCCGUAAGACCAACGCGGUGCUCGUCAACACCGUCCAGGAACUGGAGCCCUCCGGGCUAGCCAUGCUCAGAGCGAUCUUCGGUGUCCAGAUAUUACCAAUCGGGCUGGUCCUCACGGCGCCGGCUCCGUCGAAAUCGCACGACGACGAUGACGCCAGAAUCAUCGAGUGGCUGGACGCGCACCCCCCGCGCUCGGUCCUGUACAUCUCGUUCGGGUCGCAGAACAGCAUCAGCAUCCAUCAGAUGGCGGAGCUAGCGCUGGGCCUGGAGGCAAGCGGGCGCCCGUUCCUCUGGGCCGUGCGGCCGCCGGUAGGGUUCGAACCCACGGGUGGAUUCGAUCCCAGGUGGCUCCCCGCCGGAUUCGAGGACCGCAUCGCGCAGGCAAGCAAGGGAUUGCUGGUGCGCGGCUGGGCGCCGCAGGCGCGGAUCCUGGCGCACCCGUCCACGGGCGCGUUCAUGACCCACUGCGGCUGGAACUCCAUCCUCGAGGGCGUCUCCCACGGCGUGCCGCUGCUCGGGUGGCCGCUGGGGGCCGAGCAGUUCUUCAACGCGAUGGUGGUGGUGGAGUGGGGGGUCUGCGCGGAGGUGGCGCGCGGGAACCUGGAGAGCUCGGCCGUCGAGAGAGGGGAGGUGGCCGAGGCCGUGGGGAUGGUGAUGGGGGAGACGGAGAAGGGCGAGGGGAUGAGGAGGAACGCCGGGGCGACCGCGCGCGCGAUGGCGGCGGCGUGGCAGGGGCCGGGCGGGUCGUCGGCGGUGAGCUUGGAGGGGUUUCUCAGAUGCGUCGAGACGUCCUUGCUCUUGCGCUAAGAUGCGUGCUUGUUGACACAGCUUGAAUGGCUAGCGAUUUCUGCGAGAGGGGAAAACCAGCCGUCUGUAAUUACAUCGCAUAUCGCCAUGCCAAUUCUCUCUUUCAGAUUUCUCUCAGUUUUAAUGUUUAUCAGAUGUAUUUUUGAAUCUUGAUUUUAGAAUCACUAGCUACUAUAGAUAGAUUUACAAUGAGUGGCCACCCGGUGGUUACAGGCACCCGAGACUAUAAGAGUUGGGUUUGGUCUUCUGUUCUAAAUUUCUAAUCUAAGUGAGACGCUGAACCAAGUCAAAUAACGUAGGUAAAGAUAGAACUACAAGUAUUGCUGUGAAUUUUCUUCCGCAUGACCCGCACGACCACACCUUGUUGGCUGACUCUUUCCAAGCAAUGACGUCGCGUCUUGCAUCCUCGCUAUCUGCAGUCGAGGAAUCUCCUUCGAAACUGUCGUUUGUCGCGAGUCCCCUCUCAAACAUCAUCAUUGUCAUGGCUCGCUCAAUCUUAUGCUGCCAUGGUUGAGGACAUCGUCAAGAGUUUGGAGGCAUGAGUUGGUGGCUAUGGUUGGGCUUAGGGUAGUGGUGCUAAUUAAUAUGGAGUGCAAAGUUAUGACGGCUAGGGUUAGGCUAGCAUGCUAUCAGGUGAUAUUGUUAAUGGAUUGAUGAGUGUAUAUGUUGUAGAGAAGCUGUUGGGCUAUUGGAUGAGAUACUAUGAAUCAAAGUUAGUCUAAUUGGUUAACACAAGAACAAGGUCGAACCACCCAAAAAAGAUUGGUAUUCGUGUGGUUGAGGCUUGACCAACAAUUCGGCUUCAGUCUCUAUUUAUUAUGGAUACCUCCUAAAUUUUACUAGUGAUACUACUAGGUUUUAUGAGCAAAAUCAUUAAGGGUGUGUACGUUGCUACACUAAGAGCAAUUUUAAUAACAUAGUUAGACGUUAAGUCUAAUUU